AUGCAACGCAACAUCGACCCCCCCUACCCCCUCCACCCGUCGUCCUUAUCUACCGACGGUAAGCAGGAUGCCGAGCUUGCGGCUAUCGCCCGUAACGAGCUCGCCUCCGAGUUGAGCCGGCUUAAGGCGCUCGAGCGGAAGCUCGCCGCCAGCCUGCAGCCGCAUUACGCCUUUACCGACCUGCCCUGCCUUAUCGAGUUCCGACCGGGCCCCGGCGGCCUCAAGGGGCGCUACUUUACCAACAGCCUCUUUAAGAUAUACAGGGCCCUCUGCGCGCGCUGCGGCUACCGCGCUAACGUACUUAAGUACAAGCUCGCCGAGGCCGCCGGCAACCAGUCCUCGCCGGCCGGCGAGCAGCCCCUGCAGGAGGCGGUACUCGAGGUGCUCGACGCCAGCGCUUACGACAUCUUCCGCACCGAGGCCGGCAUACAUUGCGUCCAGCGUAUCCCCUCGACCAAGAGCAAGGGUCGCGUCUAUACCUUGGCCGUUGCCGUCUGGGUACUGCCCUCGUUCCCCAAGACGGGCGCCGCCAGCUCCGACAACGUCGACGACCCGGAGAGCGACUUUUACCUGCAACCCGACGACGUCCGCAGUAAGACGAUGCGCGCCUGCGGCGCCGGCGGCCAGUACGUAAACAAGACGGAGAGCGCUAUCCGCAUAACGCAUGCGCCGACGGGUACCGUUGUGUCUAUGCAGGACCACUGGUCGCAGCAGCGCAACCGGGAAGCCGCCUGGAAGCAGGAGGCGGCCCGGCUGCGGAGCAGCAUCCUGAGCAAGGCGCAGAUAACGCGCGGCGACAAGAUACAGACGUAUAACUACAACCAGGACCGCUGCACCGACCACCGCGCCGGCCUUAACGUCCACAACCUGCCCGACGUACUCGACGGCGGUAAGACGCUGGACCGCGUUAUGGACGCCGCCGGGGAGUGGAUGGUCGGCUGGGACCUGGAGGCUAUUGUUGCCGAGGAGGAGGAGGCGAGGCAGAAGUAA
This is a messenger RNA of Drechmeria coniospora, 990 nucleotides long. RefSeq names its product putative translation releasing factor RF-1. Gene Ontology annotation, molecular function: translation release factor activity. The coding region runs from base 1 to 990 and encodes 329 amino acids. The record is from RefSeq and is a predicted model, not a curated record. Gene Ontology annotation, biological process: translational termination. The transcript has 3 exons. NCBI's taxonomy places the organism in Eukaryota, Fungi, Ascomycota, Sordariomycetes, Hypocreales, Ophiocordycipitaceae.